Molecule: messenger RNA, 282 nt
Organism: Cladophialophora yegresii CBS 114405
Lineage: Eukaryota; Fungi; Ascomycota; Eurotiomycetes; Chaetothyriales; Herpotrichiellaceae
Exons: 1
Coding region: 1-282 (93 amino acids)
Source: RefSeq, a predicted model, not a curated record
AUGCUUCCUGGGGCCCCCGAGCCUUACGUCCUUGGAGAGUGGCUUGAAAUCAUUCCACAGCGGAUAGGGCAUAGUGAAACAUUCGAUAUCGCCCUAGAAUGUCUCAUUACCAGCGCAUUGACCUACGUCAACACAACCGAGCGCAACCUGGCCGAGACAUGCGCCUUGAAUUCGAGGGCCCUGGCUCGUAUCAGAGCCAUGCUUUCCAGAGGGGAAGAAUCACCGAAAGAGCAGGACGACAUUCUUCUGGCCAUCUCUUUUCUUUACGCGGCCGAGGUAUGA